Molecule: messenger RNA, 1398 nt
Organism: Rhodofomes roseus
Lineage: Eukaryota; Fungi; Basidiomycota; Agaricomycetes; Polyporales; Fomitopsidaceae
Product: WLM domain-containing protein
Exons: 7
Coding region: 1-1398 (465 amino acids)
Source: RefSeq, a predicted model, not a curated record
AUGGUCCACGUCCGACUCAACGAGCGCGAGACCAAUCCCAACCCGCACAUCAACUUCAUAACCACCCUUCCCAUGCCAGACGCGGCGGACCAAGAGGACGCACGCCAGCUACUCCGCGCACUCGCUGCUCAGGUCCGGCCAGUCAUGAAAGCACAUGGCUUUGUAGUGAACAGCUUCGAAGAGUAUGAGUACAACAAAGUGUUCGCGGGCAGAAAUUGGAACAGUGGUGAAGUGGUGGAAUUGGUGCUCAGAGGUCCCAGUGGGUCCUUCCAGUCAUUAUCAUGGCUGAUGAGCACGUUAUGCCACGAGCACAUGAACCAUGGCCCUGCCUUCCAAGCGCUGUGGGCUAAGCUGCGCGCAGAAGUGAGAGCGCUGCAGAGCAAGGGAUACUACGGAGAUGGUUACUGGUCUUCUGGCACAAGACUAGCCGACUCCGCACGCGUCGGCGGUGGAACGCUUGACCCAGGAGACCUCCCAGAAAACAUGUGCGGCGGUGCCCAAGCACGCAAACGCCCAACCUCCCUCCGCCGCCGACGCAACCACCAGGCAGGCCCUUCCAACCACACGGGCGCCCAGACAGCCAAAAAGCGCAAAGCAGGCUCGCGGAUCACAGCAAUAGGCACGUUCCGGGGCUCCGGACAUGCCCUCAACGAGGACGCGAGCGACGAGGAGCAGAAAAAGUCCGGUGCGGGCUUCAGGAAGAAGGCGGGCAGCAAGCGCGCGAGGGAGGAGAGGGCGCUCGCGGCGGAGCGGAGACUCCUGGCGUUGCAGGGUGGGGCCGGACCGUCGACGCAGUCGCCGAAGGAUGAACCCGAGGAAGACGAGGAUAGCGACGUUGAGAUCGUGGAGGAGACGGACCAGGAGAGACGGCGUGCUAUGCUUGACGCAUCGACGCAAAACGACUUGGACGACAUGAAGAGUUCUCGCACUGACUUCUCGUCGGACUUCAUCUUCCCGCCAAUGUCAUCGGAUGACGAUGAAGGACCCUCGUGUGACAUACAAGUCUUACCACGCCCGAGUGCAACGGCUGCCUCCGGUACGGAGCCAUCAACGUCUCGCAAGGGCAAACAACGCGCUAGCCUGGAAGUGGUAGACCUGACGGAGGAGGAAACUGCGCGCCCAAGCAGCAAUUCAAACCCGCGAAAGAAGGCGAAACGAGAUAUGUCUUACGGCAACCUCAUCCAGGACGAGAUGAAACAGCGCAAGCUCGAAUCCCUCGGGCUGACAGGCAACGGCCAGCGCCUCGGUGGCGACCGGAAGGCUCCCACUCAACCGCACGCGAAGGCGAGCGGACCCGCGUCAGGAGCGAUGCGCAGCAGGAGCGGUCAACCGACUGGCCCUGAUCAGCACCAAGACAAAGACAGUCCGGAGUGGACGUGUCUCGUCUGCACAUUGUGA